Molecule: messenger RNA, 1923 nt
Organism: Chrysoperla carnea
Lineage: Eukaryota; Metazoa; Arthropoda; Insecta; Neuroptera; Chrysopidae
Product: caseinolytic peptidase B protein homolog
Exons: 9
Coding region: 1-1836 (611 amino acids)
Biological process (GO): cellular response to heat
Cellular component (GO): mitochondrion; cytoplasm
Molecular function (GO): protein binding; ATP hydrolysis activity; ATP binding
Source: RefSeq, a predicted model, not a curated record
AUGAUUUUAAAAAAAUUUGAGACUUCUGCCGGACCGAUCAUCAAAAAUAAUAAUCAGCAAUUUUCAUUAAAUACUUACGUAAAGCAUCACACAUUUAAGUACAAUUUAGUAUUUUUUAAUGGCUUAAAUAAAAUUUUCUUCAAUCGAUUUAAUAAUUCACGAAAAGACAGAAACUUUUUUGUUUUGUUUGCAACAAGUGCGUUAGGUUUGGUUUUAGCAACAUGCGAAAGUAAUGAUAGCUAUAAUUAUAAACGAUUUUUUCGUGCUGCACAGUAUGGAAAUACAACAGAAAUUAAACGACUUAUAAAAGAACAAAAGUUAAAUCCUAAUACAAGGCAUUCGUUAGGAUGGACGGCGUUAAUGGUAGCUUCAGUUAAUGGCAAAGUUGAAUCGUGUAAAGCACUUUUAGAAAACGGUGCCGAUCCAAAUUUAGGAGACGAUUUUAUGAAUGCUAAUAAAACAGCAAUGGAACGUGGAUUACAUUCUAUUGAUGUUUUAGUUCGCCGAGAAGAGGAAUUUAAUGACAAAUUAAAUAAUCGAGCCAUAUUCAAAGGAUUUACUGCGUUACAUUAUGCCGUAUUAGCUGAUAGUUUAGCAAUAGUAAAAUUAUUAUUAGAACAUGGAGCUGACCCACGACAAGAAAAUCAUAAUGGCCAUCGACCUGAAAUGUAUGCUAGAGAAGGUGAAGUUCGUGUAUUACUUCAAGAACAUGCACAAAAGUUUGAAGAAAUUCAAAAACAAAAAGAAGCGGAAGAACGACGUCGUUUUCCUUUAGAACAACGGUUAAAACAAUUUAUUGUUGGUCAAGAAAAUGCCAUUACAGUUGUUGCAUCUGCAAUUAGGCGUAAAGAAAAUGGUUGGGCUGACGAUGAUCAUCCAUUAGUAUUUUUAUUUUUGGGGUCAUCGGGUAUUGGUAAAACUGAAUUAGCUAAACAAAUUGCAUUUUACAUUCACAAGGAUAAACCGGCUGGGUUUAUUCGACUGGAUAUGUCUGAAUAUCAAGAGAAACAUGAAGUUGCAAAAUUGAUUGGUGCACCACCAGGGUAUGUAGGCCAUGACGAUGGCGGUCAACUGACAAAACAAUUACGAAAGUGUCCAGGAGCAGUUGUACUAUUUGAUGAAGUCGAUAAAGCUCAUCCCGAUGUAUUAACAGUUCUUUUACAGUUGUUUGACGAAGGUCGUUUAACAGAUGGCCAAGGAAAAACAAUUGAAUGUAAAGAUGCCAUUUUCGUAAUGACAUCGAAUUUAGCUAGUCAUGAAAUUGCACAACAUGCUUUAGAUCUUCGAAAGGCUGUGGAUGAUAUAAAAAAACAGCGUUUAAAUGUUGAUGAAUUAGCCCUCAUGGAGAAGGUAUCCAUUUCACGUAAUUUUAAGGAAAAAGUAGUGCAGCCUAUUUUAAAAGAGCAUUUUAGAAGGGAUGAAUUUCUUGGACGUAUCAAUGAAGUUGUUUACUUUUUACCAUUUUCACGAUCUGAACUUUUAAAAUUAGUAGGUCGAGAACUUGAUAUAUGGGCAAAACGAGCUCGACAAAAACAUCAUAUUGAAUUAAAGUGGGAUCGUGAAGUUGAAGCAGCUUUAGCCGAUGGUUAUGACGUACAUUAUGGUGCGCGAUCAAUAAAAUAUGAAGUAGAACGUCGCGUUGUAAAUCAAUUAGCUGCCGCACAUGAGCGUGGGAUCAUUGGAAAAGGUUCAAGUGUACAUAUAUCAACGAAUUUAUCAUCGGAUGAUUCUGGAUCACCUAUUAUUAAAUUACGUGUAAAAGUUCGUGGAAAUAAAAAUUAUGUUGAUAUAGAUGAAGUACCUGUAGCCAAAAAUAUGGGAGGAUAUUUUAGUUGAAAUUUGUUUAUUUGAAUAAGUUAAUAUAAUUUCUGUUGAAUUUCGAUUGUUCUUUUAUUUUAAUAAAAUAUUGUUAUAAAAUUUAAA